AUGGGUCUCGCCUUUCUCGGCUCCGCGCUUCUCCUCGCGCCCCUCGGCGUCGCUGCCGCACUGGCGCUGCUCUUCGGGCUCUUCCUCAUCUCCCAGUCCCUCUACCGCCUCACCAUCGGCGAGCACGUGCUCAACAGCUGGUCGCACAUUCCCGCCGCCACGCACCAAGGAUCGCUUCUCUCCACGAUUCUCAUGGGUGACUUUGGCGCCAUCAAGGCGGCGCAGCCGGGCGAGCAGCAUGCCGAGUGGAUCAAGCAGCUCGGCUCCGUCUUUCGCUAUCGCCACAUGUUUGGCACGCCGCGCAUCUUCAUCAGCGACCCCAAGGCCAUGCUGUACAUUCAUGGUCCGGCUCGCGCCUACAAGUACCCCAAGAGCAAGUCGACGCGCAUCUUUCUCGAUGCCGUCAUGGGCGAGGGCCUGAUCACCGUCGAGGGCGAAAAGCAUCGGCGCGAGCGUCGCAUCAUCUCUCCUGCCUUCACCAACGCCGCCGUGCGCGAGCUGCAGCCGGUGAUGGAGAAGCACGGCGCCUCGCUCGCUGCCAAGAUUGGCUCAAUCAUCGAUGGCGCCGUCGCGCGGCGCAGUGGCAGGGCGCCCGCCGGCGUCCUUCAGGACGGCGAGUCUCCUCCCGACGCCCAGGUCGCGCUGCAUUCCUGGCCGGGCUCGUCGGCCGUCGUCGACGUCCUCUUCUGGGCCUCUCGCACCGCCCUCGACGUCAUUGGCGAUGCGGGCUUCAACUACCAGUUCAACUCGCUCGACAACGGCAACGCAGACGAGCUCAGCGAGGCGUACAACAACCUCAUGACGGCGUGCAUGGAUGUCGACCUCGUGCAGGCCUUCACCAUCCUGCUCUCCGAGAUCCGAGGCCUCGGCUGGAUGCGCGGCAUCCCCACGCGUCGGCAGAAGAUGAUCGCCUCUGCGCGAGCCACGAGCCAGCGCUACGCCACGCAGAUCGUCUCGCGCGCGAAGCAGGAGAUUGCGGGCGAGGUGGCCGCGACGAUCGUGCCGAGCAUGAAGCACCAGCUGUCGGCUGCGAACCUGCGCAAGCGUACGUCGCACGGCAGUGGCCUGCGCACCGGCCAGCGUACGCCUCUCGAGAAGAGUGACGAGAGUGGCGACGACAAGGCGACGCUCGUAGCUGAGGAUGACGCGCCGAUCACCUCUCGGGCACCUUCGAUUCUCACAAAGGAGGCCUUCGACGACGUGCAGACGACCAAGUCCGGCUCGCUGCUUCACCGCGUCAUCCGCGCCAACAUGGCUGCUGAUCUGCGUGCCAACGAGCGUCUGACGGACGAGGAGCUCGAGGGCGUGCCCGCCACGUUCCUCCUCGCCGGCUCCGAGACUUCCGCCACGCAGACCAGCUGGACGCUGCGUCUGCUCGCCGAACACCCGCACGUGCAGGAGCGUCUGCGCGCCGAGAUUCAGGCGGCAAAGAAGCAGCAUGCCCUCGAGGGCAGCGCGGGCACGUACGAAGGCUGCCUCGUCGGCGACGUGCAUGCUCUGCCGUACCUCGAGUGCUGCAUCAAGGAGUCGCUGCGCCUCAUGACGGCUCUGCCCUCGACGGUGCGCGAGGCGACGGAAGACGACGUCGUGCCGCUCUCCAAGGCCUACCGCUCUGCCGACGGCAAGUCGACGUUCGACAGCGUCGUCAUUCCAAAGGGCCACGAGCUCUUCGUGCCCAUUGCCGCCGUCGGCCUCGACACUGAACUCUGGGGCCCCGACGCGGCCGAGUACAAGCCGGAGCGCUGGGACAACUCGGCGACGCAGCUGCCCGCGGCCGUCAAGGCGCUCCCCGGUCCGGGCCUCUUCAGCUUCAUCUCCGGCCCGCGCAACUGCGUCGGACAGCGCUUUGCGCAGACGGAGAUCAAGGUGCUCCUGGCGCAUCUGCUCUGCGACUUCAAGUUCGAAGUCGUGCCCGGAUGGGAGCUCAGCCAGCGGCAGAUGAUUGCUCGCCGCGCCCUCAUCGUCGGCCAGGAGCAGUACGGCACGCGCAUGCCCCUCAUCGUCUCGCGCCUUUGA
Tilletiopsis washingtonensis is the source of this 2016-nucleotide messenger RNA. RefSeq names its product cytochrome P450. The transcript is spliced from 3 exons. Gene Ontology annotation, molecular function: heme binding; monooxygenase activity; oxidoreductase activity, acting on paired donors, with incorporation or reduction of molecular oxygen. The record is from RefSeq and is a predicted model, not a curated record. Bases 1 to 2016 code for a protein of 671 amino acids. Lineage: Eukaryota; Fungi; Basidiomycota; Exobasidiomycetes; Entylomatales.